AUGAGCGUAGCGCGGCGUUCCUUUGUCUUCCCCUUUGGAGGGUGCUUCCGUGCACCCCCUACCGACGACUAUGACUUGCCUCGACUGCCACUGCCGCCGGCCCUGCCAGAAAAGGACCUCAAGGGACGCUUGCCAGUGGUUAUCUCCGUCGUUCCGGUCAUUCCGUUCCCCCAAGCCCCACCAAGCCUUUCAGCACCGUCUACCCCGGACAUCUAUGGGCGUGGCGUACUCUGCUACGAAACGUUUCCACGCAUAUUCGACCUCGUACUUCAAUACUCGUCUCUUCCAGCACUACUGCGGCUCCGUGGGACCUGCACAGAUGUGCGCAGCCGCGUAGACGAGAUCCUGAACUACCAUGUCGUCGUCCGCAGCAAUGGAACUGUGGCUCCGUAUGGGUUUGGAGGGCGUACACCGGCAUCCAGAGCCGCUUACGGCGGUGUGGAUGAGUGGACAACACGGCGCGAGGAGGGCAGUGCGCACCUUUGGACAGCCGAUGUGCGCAUCUUGGACAUUCCGACAGCCAACGAGGUGCAGCGCAUCAAGGACAUUCUGCCGCCAGAGGAGACGAGGAUCACAUCCCUUUACGCUAUCCGUCUCCUGCACCACACAUGCGCCAAGCGCCGCUUCCAGAGUAUCCAGACGCGACAUACACAGACGCACCUUGACCGCUCGCGGUUCUCCACUCUUGUCCUCUUUGGCAACGUCCACGUCCCAACCCCACACCUCAUCGUCCCCGAGUGUGUGGCCCGUAUCGUGUUGAACCUCGACUAUUCUGCCGAGUUCAACCGCUGGCACGCAGACUUUGUGGACAUUGAAUACGACGGCGAGCUCAUCCUGGAGUUUGUCAUUCGGUUCCGACACCGACCAGGCUGUGCGGCCGCGGGCGCAGGCUUCCGGUAUGUGGCAUCGCCCCGCGGUGUCCUCGAACCGCUGCUGUGGUCGUUUGCGCGGCUGCGCUCCACAACGCCAAUGGUCAUUGAAAAGUUUACGUUCGUCGACUGUCCUGAUAUCCCUCAGCAACACGUCGUCAACCCGCUGCACCCAAGAAAGAAGUAUACCAGCAUCCCGCAGGCGAUUGUCGAGUUUAUGAUUGAGGCGGACGGGCCGGACCGCGAUGUCAUUGUUGGCCGUCCCGCCACGGUGGCCACAGACGGGACUGCACGGUUCAGCUUUAUCACUCUUGAACAGUACACAAAGAGGGUGGACCCCGAACAGUUCCGCAUCGAAAUGGCAGAGUAA
This is a messenger RNA of Apiotrichum porosum, 1239 nucleotides long. RefSeq lists its product as uncharacterized. The coding region runs from base 1 to 1239 and encodes 412 amino acids. The transcript has a single exon. The record is from RefSeq and is a predicted model, not a curated record. NCBI's taxonomy places the organism in Eukaryota, Fungi, Basidiomycota, Tremellomycetes, Trichosporonales, Trichosporonaceae.